UUAUUACAAAAUAUUUUUUAUCUCGUACAAUGGUGUAUUUUCCUCCUCUCUCUUUUUUUUUUUUGAAUCAUUUUCUUAUUCCAUUAUUAACAUGUUUAGUUGUUCUUUGCACUUUGUACAGGGACUGUUUUCUUAUAACAAGUAUCUUUGCUUCUUAUAAGGAGGGUACAUGCCACUGGUUGACUAGUGAAGAAAAACUUGGAUAUAAUGGGAAUCGGUUCUCGAAGUUCUACCAAUAGAAAACCAAGUGAUAGUAUGAGGCUUAUUAUGACAACUUUUGUUGGAAUAGUUUUUGGCUUCUUUAUCGGAGUAUCAUUUCCAGUAUUGACUACAAAGUUGAAUCUCCCAUCCAGCCUGCUUCCUGCCAUUGAUAUUUCUUACAUUCAAGAGAAAUAUACAUGUGGCAAUGCACCGUCUUUUGUGAAGAAUAAUAACAACAUCUCACCAAAGCAUCAAUUAAUAAAUGAUACAUUGAAGAUAUGGGUUCCAUCAAAUCCAAGAGGUGCAAAAAGAUUACUUCCUGAGAUUAUUGAAGCUGAGACGGACUUAUAUUUGCGUAGAUUGUGGGGUCAGCCCAGUGAGGAGUGUAUCCUAAAACAAUUUUCUUUUUCCUUUUUUUUAUUCUAUUUUUGGGAGUGUAUGGGGGUUGAAACAUAGAAAAAAUAUAUUUAAGAAUUUUUUCGCUCU
Glycine soja is the source of this 687-nucleotide messenger RNA. RefSeq lists its product as uncharacterized. Lineage: Eukaryota; Viridiplantae; Streptophyta; Magnoliopsida; Fabales; Fabaceae. The coding region runs from base 208 to 657 and encodes 149 amino acids. The transcript is spliced from 4 exons. The record is from RefSeq and is a predicted model, not a curated record.